CUUAUACCUGAUGUCAAGUGCAGUAUUAAGUAUCAUGCUUCUAUAACUAUUGUUUUAAAUAUUUUUGUGUUGAAAUAUUGUCGUUUGGGUGUCUGUUUUGUACUGCAGGAGUACCCGAAAUAAUUAUACUGGUCGUGUACAGCUAUACAACUACAGGCAGUUGAUUCUAUUCCUGGAAAGCGUUGGAUUCGUGUUUACAUGGUACGUUGAUUAGAAUGAUUUAGAGGUGGGUUACUGGGGGUGUGAGUAAUUAUGUUUCAGCCAGGCUUGGAUAGAGAACGCGUUUAGUCAACGUUUAAAGGUCCGCUUAAAAUACACAUGCUCUGGUAGUUUCUAAUUGGAUCGUUAUAGAUGUUGUAUACUUUCUGCUAAAUCCGUUUUUGGGAGACAUUAAGAUGAAAAAGGUCGUAUUUUUAAAGAGAGGGAGAGAGGUAGUAUGCUUUGGAUAAAGGUAACAAUUUUAUAUGAAGGAUGAUUAUUGUAAACAUUGAAUAUAAUUGGGGAAAAUUGAGAAACUGGUGCAACUUGUUGUAUUAUGAGCUACAGGCCUGGUGCUGUGUCUAUCCCUUUAAUACAAUAGAUGAGACAUUUGUAUGGCACUUUUGAUAAUGGAAAACGUGUUCGUGCUGUAUGUUUUGCAUUCGAUAACAGGAAAUGGUUCCGCAAUUUCAGUAAUUUAAAGUACUUGCGGUAUAAUGAUAAGCAUAAUACAAUAUAAAUUUGCAUUUCAUCUGGCUACUGAAGGAAAUACUUGUUUGACAAUGGAACAGAUCAUUGCUAAGAAAGGAAGAAACGAGCAGUUAACACGAUAGUUGUAACAAAUUUUUGUUCCAUCAGUUUUGCGGCAGGUAAAAAUCAAAAUAUAAUCAUUGAAGUCAAAUGUUUUUCAGAUUCAAAGUUAUAAAUUUAAUAUAAUUGUUUUACGGAUUCAUUACGCACAUAAAGUUCGCAUGCAAUCUAUUGAUCCAAAAAUAUUCCAAAUAUAUAGAAUGAUAGUAAUAAAUAUAAGUACAAUAUAUAUUUUAUUAUAAAGUAAGGGUAUUCAGAUUGAAGGACAAAUUACACGUGAAUGUGAAAAAAAUGAUCAGUAAGUGUUUUUUGAAUUGUGGAAAUUAUAAAUAUAUUACAGAAAGUAAUAUUAAAUGAUCCAGAAAAGCAUUUUCCAAAUGGAAGGAUAAAAUGAAUUACUAUUUUACCUUGAUUAACAACGUUUUUUCAUGGAUAAAUAAAUGAGAAAAUAAUUCAGUAUGUAUUAUUUUCAAUUGAACGUUCAACAAAUCUGUAUAUUGUGAAAAUUAUGUAUGACAAUUAGACUAUUUAGAACUGUUAUAUUUCAAAGUAAUCUCAGUGCCAGUGAAAUUGAUUUAUUGAAACUAUAUAUGAAUGUGAGUCUUUAUAUUCUGCUUCAUUUUUUUUUUAAACAUACUAAAGCAUACUAAAUCUUAUAAAAAGAAUUUGAUUACAAGUUCAUUUAUAUGAACAUUGAAACAUGAAGUAAAACAACUAUGGUAUCUUGUAAUCUUCACUAUUUCGUCUAAUUUGAUGUCUUGGUUGUAUGCAAUUUCAUGCACCAUUGAAUAAACAGCUUUCUGUAUUUUCUAAUGAAGAAGAAUAAAAUUAUUUUAAUAUGAAUGAAGAAAUGACUUCGAAACAGAUUUGAAAUUAAUAACUUAAUUACAAUCAUCUAUGCAUUACAACAGUUGAAGAUUUUGGAUAUGAAGAUAUACAACAGAUGUAAAAUUUAUAUAAUAUGCUUCAGAUAUACAUUUUUGGAAUAUACUUACUAUAUACUUAUUAGUAAAAUGUAAAUAUUUUUGUAGAAAAGAGUAUAAAAUUCGACAUGAUUUCUUUCAUGGCAAACAGAAAAUUGUAACAUUUAUUGCCAAAAUUUUACAAAAGUUGCAUUUUUUUAAAGCGAAAUAUCACUCAUAAAUAGCAAGAUCAAUUUGGCAUAUGGAAAAGGAUCGGUAUUAGAAUGCAACUUUUAAAGAUUAUCUAUUACUUGGACAGUAUAAGAGAUAACUAUAUAUAGACUAGAGGAACAUCACAGAAGAGAAGGAAAUAUUUAAUAUCGUGUUCAUUCAAGGAUCAAAUGUCAAUGAUUGUAACAAAUAAUUGGGACGAUUUAAUUGGGAUAACAACUUAAUGUCCGGAAAAUGUGGGAACAUUGUGAUGAAUCAUAAUGUAUAUUCAUGAAAUUUCAAAACAGUUAUCUUGAUUUUGUAAGAUUUGAAAAAGACCAGCUAUUAAUCUGAAAUUUAAAGAAAACCAACAACGCAGUACUAAUCUAAAAAAGCUACCAACGUGAGAUUUCAUGCUAUUCAGAAGAGGCUACCAAUGCAGGAUUUCAUAUUACCCAGAGGAGGCUACCAACGUGGGACUUCGUGCUAUCCAGAGGAGGCUACCAAUGUGGGACUUCGUGCUAUCCAGAGGAGGCUACCAAUGUGGGACUUCGUGCUAUCCAGAGGAGGCUACCAAUGUGGGACUUCGUGCUAUCCAGAGGAGGCUACCAAUGUGGGACUUCGUGCUAUCCAGAGGAGGCUACCAAUGUGGGACUUCGUGCUAUCCAGAGGAGGCUACCAACGUGGGACUUCGUGCUAUCCAGAGGAGGCUACCAAUGUGGAACUUCGUGUUAUCCAGAGGAGGCUACCAACGUGGAACUUCGUGCUAUUCAGAGGAGGCUACCAACGUGGGACUUCGUGCUAUCCAGAGGAGGCUACCAACGUGGGACUUCGUGCGAUCCAGAAGAGGGUGCCAGCGUGGGACUUCGUGCUAUCCAGAGGAGGCUACCAAUGUGGGACUUCGUGCUAUCCAGAGGAGGCUACCAAUGUGGGACUUCGUGCUAUCCAGAGGAGGCUACCAAUGUGGGACUUCGUGCUAUCCAGAGGAGGCUACCAACGUGGGACUUCGUGCGAUCCAGAAGAGGGUGCCAGCGUAGGACUUUGUAGGAUUAUCAGGAGACUACCGACGCGGGACUUUGUGGGACCACCAGGAGACUACCGACGCGGAAUUUCGUGGGGUUCAAAGGAGGUUACAAAUGUAGGAUUUUGUGAAGAUGCAUUGGCGCCAGGCACAUAAAUAUACUUUAUGCGACUCACGGACAUUUAAUUCAGCACAAUAUGCGUACAUAUAAACAAAAUAACAAACCAACAGUAUCAUGUCACUAUAAAGGGUACCGAUACCUUUUUUUUACAAUUUAGCAAAGCAAACAAAU
This is a messenger RNA of Bombus impatiens (common eastern bumble bee), 3214 nucleotides long. RefSeq lists its product as uncharacterized. The transcript has 3 exons. The record is from RefSeq and is a predicted model, not a curated record. Lineage: Eukaryota; Metazoa; Arthropoda; Insecta; Hymenoptera; Apidae. Bases 2338 to 3078 code for a protein of 246 amino acids.